ACUGAAACACCCGCAUCAAAGAAGCAAAGAAAAAAACAAUGAUACACGAUCACAUACGAGCACAACGGUACGUGAUUGUGUAGGGGUGUCUGUGUGCAUUCCAUCACAUUGCCUGUUAGACAGACAGAUAGACACAGCCAGUGUACAGCCUCAGCCAAGCAACAAACAAGCCCAGUGCCCGUAAGCCUUCACCACUGCUACGGCUGCUGCUGGUAGUGUAUCAUAAUCUUGGUGCGAUCUUGGAUCUUCUUACGCGUCGCAACGUGCGCGAAUGAGUCAUCGACGACCGCAUCGCAUCAGUUUUUUCGGUGAUCGCCAUCAUUCGCCCGUUUGAUUUCACCUGAAGCCUUAGCCAUUGGUCCAGGAAGUGUUUGCAGUGAUCCGUUGUGAAGUGACAGUGUCCGUGUACAGUUCGUGUGUGCGUGUGUGUGCUCAGUCAAGGAAAAGCAAUGAGAUCCGGUUGCUCAAGCCCGAGAGAAAUGCUGCUGCUGCUUGCACUGACCGCCCUCGGGACCAUUCCGGCCACCCUGGGGUGUGAUUCUGCCUGCGAUCGGUACCAGUACUGUGACGAGAGCAACAAUAGCUGCCGCAACUGCAGCGUGCUGUGCGCGAAAGACGAGUACAGCUGCUUCCACAAGUGCCAAAAUUACCUGUUCAAGUCUCUCCGAGAACGUACCACCGCCCUGGAAUCGGUCGUUGGCAUCUACAACACGGUGGCCUGUAUAGUGCUCGCGCUGGCCUGCGUCACAAUCGUGCUGCUGAGCUACCGGUACCGGGGCAAAAUACGCGAGUUUUGCCGCCUGCCACAGCUGAACAAGAAGGAACAGGGUCCGGUAGGGUACACGCACGAGAACCCGAACACCAAAAGCCCCAAAGCGGUGCCGAAGAAUGGGGCGAACGCGGCCAAACCACCGGCCUCCACCACCGUCAGCAUCUAUCCGGAAACGGAGGCGGACAAUUCGGUGCAGACGGGGACGACCUCGAUCAGCCACCGGUAUCCGGCGGAAGAUUCCACGGAAAGCUACUCGUACGAUAAUGCUGCCUGCAACGUGACGCCCACCAGCCAGAACCCGAUGCCGAAGUAUUGAGGCCCUGUUGGGAGCGCAUCCUUCCAAGGGAUCGUGGCUACGCUUUCAUUUAAAUCUUCCAAGUUUCCUUUUCCUUAUGCAGUUCCGACCGGUGGAACUACUCUAGUCUAGCUUUGCGUAUCUUCAAAUGCAACGUGUACUUCAACGUGUUUGCUUCCUUUGUUUUUCUAAAAGAUUUGUACUGAAAAGAAGAUAUUUUCAGUAGGAGUUCGUUAAAGGCCAUGCCUCUGAUCAGAUAUUACGCUGUAAGUUAGCCGCUAGUUAAGAUAGGUGGAAAGAUUCCUUCUAUUAGAAUACGUUUAGAUCUUCAACGCAAGCACACACUACACGUGCCUGAAUAUGAACAAGUUACUUAAAAUGGUCGAUUUAUGUAGACGUUU
Anopheles merus is the source of this 1468-nucleotide messenger RNA. RefSeq lists its product as uncharacterized. The coding region runs from base 450 to 1088 and encodes 212 amino acids. Lineage: Eukaryota; Metazoa; Arthropoda; Insecta; Diptera; Culicidae. The transcript is spliced from 3 exons. The record is from RefSeq and is a predicted model, not a curated record.